Messenger RNA from Condylura cristata (star-nosed mole), 2395 nucleotides. It is a transcript of the gene GSPT2, whose product is annotated as G1 to S phase transition 2. Gene Ontology annotation, biological process: translation. Gene Ontology annotation, cellular component: translation release factor complex. Bases 157 to 2046 code for a protein of 629 amino acids. The record is from RefSeq and is a predicted model, not a curated record. Gene Ontology annotation, molecular function: GTP binding; translation release factor activity; GTPase activity. NCBI's taxonomy places the organism in Eukaryota, Metazoa, Chordata, Mammalia, Eulipotyphla, Talpidae. The transcript has a single exon.
CAGUGUCGGGAUUUCGCUGCCUCGGCGCUGCCGCUAAGGUUCGUGUCGCUCCCCCUUGGCCCCUCGGCUCUCGCUGCCUUAGCCCCGCCGGCCCUGCGCGCUCUUUCUGGCCCGUUGACCCCGCUCCCUUCCUGCUGCCCAUCAGGUUCCCAGACCAUGGAUCCCGGCAGCAGCAGCAGCGACUCGGCACCCGACUGCUGGGACCAGGUGGACAUGGAAAUCCCGGGUCCGGCCCCGAGCGGGGACCGAGCCUCCUCGGCGGUGGCCGCGGCCCCGGCCCCGCGCGAGCACCUCAGCGCAGCCUUCAGCCGACAGCUCAACGUCAACGCCAAACCCUUCGUGCCUAACGUACACGCCGCGGAGUUCGUGCCGUCCUUCCUGCGGGGCCCGGCCCAGCCGCAGACCCCCCCGACCGACACCGCCGGCAUGGGUGAGACCUGCACCCGCGCGGGACACGCUCAAGGUAAAAGGCUUUUACGGGGGGCACCUGUGGAACAUGCCCAGAAGGAGCAGUUAGUGUUGCGUGCAGGUUCCAAUUCAGCGGUUACCAUGGAACUUUCAGAACCUGUUGUAGAAAAUGGAGAGGUGGAGAUGGUCCUGGAAGAGUCAUGGGAGCACAAUAACGAAGUAAGUGAAAACGAACCCGGGGGUAGCUCCUUAGGAGAUUCGGGGCCCCCAGAAGAAAGUGGCCAGGAAAUGAUGGAGAAGGAGGAAAUGAAAAAACACAAGUCUGUGGCCGUAUCCGUAGGUGCUCCUAAGAAAGAACACGUAAAUGUGGUAUUCAUUGGGCAUGUAGACGCCGGCAAGUCCACCAUUGGGGGACAAAUCAUGUUUCUGACAGGGAUGGUUGACAAAAGGACUCUUGAGAAAUAUGAAAGAGAAGCUAAAGAAAAAAACAGAGAAACUUGGUAUCUGUCCUGGGCUUUAGAUACAAAUCAGGAAGAACGAGACAAGGGGAAAACAGUAGAAGUGGGUCGUGCCUAUUUUGAAACUGAAAAGAAGCAUUUCACAAUUUUAGAUGCUCCCGGUCACAAGAGUUUUGUCCCAAAUAUGAUUGGUGGUGCUUCUCAAGCUGAUCUGGCUGUACUGGUAAUUUCUGCCAGGAAAGGAGAGUUUGAAACUGGAUUUGAAAAAGGUGGACAGACCAGAGAACAUGCGAUGCUGGCAAAAACAGCAGGGGUAAAGCAUUUAAUUGUGCUUAUUAAUAAGAUGGAUGACCCCACAGUCAGUUGGAGCAGCGAGAGAUACGAAGAAUGUAAGGAGAAACUGGUGCCCUUUUUGAAAAAAGUUGGCUUCAGUCCCAAAAAGGACAUUCACUUCAUGCCGUGCUCCGGGCUGACCGGGGCAAAUAUUAAAGAGCAGUCAGAAUUUUGCCCUUGGUACACUGGACUGCCGUUUAUUCCGUAUUUGGAUAACUUGCCAAACUUCAACAGAUCGAUUGGUGGACCAAUUAGACUGCCAAUCGUGGAUAAGUACAAGGAUAUGGGCACCGUAGUCCUGGGAAAGCUGGAAUCGGGGUCCAUUUGUAAAGGGCAGCAGCUUGUGAUGAUGCCAAACAAGCACAGUGUGGAGGUUCUUGGAAUCCUUUCUGAUGAUGCUGAAACUGACUGUGUUGCCCCAGGCGAGAACCUUAAAAUCAGACUGAAAGGAAUUGAAGAAGAGGAGAUUCUUCCAGGAUUCAUACUUUGUGACCCGAGUAAUCUGUGCCAUUCUGGACGUACAUUUGAUGUGCAGAUAGUGAUCAUUGAGCACAAGUCCAUCAUCUGCCCAGGUUAUAAUGCGGUGCUGCACAUUCAUACCUGUAUUGAGGAAGUUGAGAUAACAGCCUUAAUCUCCUUGGUAGACAAAAAAUCUGGAGAAAAAAGUAAGAUCCGACCCCGCUUUGUGAAGCAAGAUCAAGUGUGCAUUGCCCGUUUAAGGACUGCAGGAACUAUCUGCCUGGAGACAUUCAAAGAUUUUCCUCAAAUGGGUCGUUUUACUUUAAGAGAUGAGGGUAAGACCAUCGCAAUUGGAAAAGUUCUGAAACUAGUCCCAGAGAAGGACUAAGUGUUUUUCUUGAUGUUACUGCACAAUACUGUGAGAAUUGGCCACAAUAAAAGUUCAUCUUCUCUGAUUUAGUGCCCAUUGACUUUUCCAUCUUUUGCAAACAAAUUUAAUAGCAAAAAUCUGUUUUGUCAGCUUUUCUCAUGUUGAGAUCUCAGUUAUGUCACUGUUCAAUUGCCCUUACAAGUUCCCUCUUCCUAUGCCAUUCUGCUUCUGUGGACAGACCCAGUGAUAGCUUUGUAAGUGAUGUGGAUGUAAUUGGUACAACAAUGAAAAAUUAAUAUAUUUUUUAAUUUUUCAUGUUCCUUAGGAUAUUUAGACAACCCUGUUCACGCAGACCAAACUGAGUGUG